AUGAGGUUUUCUAAGUUAUAUAAAUUUAUUACUUAUUUUAUAAUAAUAAAUAUUUUAGUUCAAGCAAAUAGUGAAGAUGUAUUAAAUAAAAAUAAUGGAAAGAAUGAAGAAAUAUACAAAUAUAAAUUAUAUGGUGAUAUUGAUCAAUAUGCAUAUUAUUUUAUGGAUAUAAAUAUAGGAACACCAGGACAAAAAAUUUCACUAAUAGUAGACACAGGAUCUUCUUCAUUAAGUUUCCCUUGUUCAGAAUGUAAAGAUUGUGGGAUACAUAUGGAAAAUCCCUUUAAUUUAAAUAAUUCAUCAACAUCGUCAAUUUUAUAUUGUAAUGAUAAUAAUAAUUGUCCAUAUAAUUUAAAAUGUCCCAAAGGAAGGUGUGAAUAUUUACAAUCUUAUUGUGAAGGAUCUCGAAUUAACGGUUUUUAUUUUACGGAUCUUGUAAAACUCGAAUCGUAUAAUAACCCUAACAAUGGGAACCUAAUUUUUAAGAAACAUAUGGGAUGUCAUAUGCAUGAAGAAGGAUUAUUUUUACAACAACAUGCGACAGGAGUAUUGGGAUUAAGCUUAACAAAACCAAAAGGUGUUCCAACUUUUAUUGAUUUAUUAUUUAAAAAUUCACCUAAACUAGAUAAGGUAUUUUCAUUAUGUAUUUCUGAACAUGGAGGAGAACUUAUUAUAGGUGGGUAUAGCAAAGAUUAUGUUAUCAAAGACAUUUUAAAUGAUGAAAAAAGAGAUAAAAUUGGGCAUAAUAAGAAUGAAAAUAUAAAUUCGGUUGAUAAAUCUGUGGAAAUAAAUAAAAACAAAUCGAUUGUAGAUGAUAUUCUUUGGGAAGCUAUAACUAAGAAAUAUUAUUACUAUAUAAAAGUUGAAGGAUUUGAAUUAUUUGGUACAACUUUUUCUCAUAAUAACACAAGUAUGGAGAUGCUAGUCGAUUCAGGUAGUACCUUUACACAUUUACCUGAGGACUUAUAUAAUAGUUUAAAUUUUUUUUUUGAUUUAUUAUGUAUACAUAAUAUGAACAAUCAUAUUGAUAUAGAGAAAAGAUUAAAAAUAACAAACGAAACAAUAAACAAACAUAUUUUAUAUUUCGAUGAUUUUAAAUCAACAUUAAAAAAUAUAAUAAGUAGUGAAAAUAUGUGUGUAAAAAUAGCUGACAAUGUACAAUGUUGGAGAUAUUUAAAACAUUUACCAAAUAUAUAUAUUAAGCUAUCUAAUAAUACUAAAUUAUUAUGGAAACCCAGUUCUUAUUUAUAUAAAAAAGAAUCAUUUUGGUGUAAAGGGUUAGAAAAACAAGUAAAUAAUAAACCUAUCUUGGGAUUAAGUUUUUUUAAAAAUAAACAAAUUAUAUUUGAUCUUAAAAAUAAUAAAAUUGGUUUUAUUGAAUCAAAUUGUCCAUCUAAUCCGAUUAGCACAAGACCAAGAACUUUUAAUGAAUAUAAUAUAAAAGAAAACUAUUUAUACAAGCACUCAUAUUUUACCUUAUAUGGCUUGUCCAUAAUUAUUGCAUUAACAUUUAUACUUUAUAUUAUUUUAUACAUUAAAAAAUUCAUGUAUAGUUAUUAUAACCCGUUGCGCGUAGAAAAUACAUCGUCUGAAUAA
This is a messenger RNA of Plasmodium vinckei vinckei, 1596 nucleotides long. Its product is annotated as plasmepsin V, putative. Gene Ontology annotation, biological process: proteolysis. NCBI's taxonomy places the organism in Eukaryota, Apicomplexa, Aconoidasida, Haemosporida, Plasmodiidae. Gene Ontology annotation, molecular function: aspartic-type endopeptidase activity. The coding region runs from base 1 to 1596 and encodes 531 amino acids. The transcript has a single exon. The record is from RefSeq and is a predicted model, not a curated record.